ACGGAGUUCUAAGACCAGUUAUUAAGUCUUUUGAUAUCUUUUCAAUUCGAGUUUCAUCUCAAACUUUCAUCCUCAUCACUUCCUUGGAUUCCUUCGACGAACAAAAUCGAAAACCCGAAUUCGAAGCCGAUCGAUUUUCAAGGUUGCAAGAGCAAGAUAGUUGCAAGGAUAAUUGACGACAGAUAAACCGCAGAGCUCCCGUCCAUCGAGUUGUUCUACCGAGUUCACCUUUCGAAAAAUGAGUCCAACUAAAGAGCUCUCACUGUUGGCACGUUCGAUUGACUCAGUUGACCUUAAACGAACGGAUGUACUCGUAGAGCAACUUUUGAACUUUGGCAAGGGUAUCAGCAAUUUAGAUACCGAACUCAACUUGCAGACGGCCGAUGAAAGUGCACUCGCAUUAGCAAUAGAAAAGCUGAAGAUCAAUUCGGAAAAUAAAGAAACCAAUGAUCAACAACUUAAAAAAUUGAUUCGAUCACACCUUUAUGAUUGUCUUGGAGGAUUAAAAGUUAGAUCUUGGUCAAUGUUAGAACACAUUUAUAGAAAAGAACCUUGUCCGUUUCCAACUAGAGCUCGUGGAUUGUUUACACUUGAAAAUCUUACUUUACCAAUCGGUCAAGGUCGUCAUCAAAUCGUUGCACGUGGUUAUGAUAAAUUUUUUAAUGUUGACGAAGUUAGCUGGACACGGUGGGAAACACUGCCCUUGAAGUCGAAAGGUCCAUAUCACCUCACCAUGAAGACAAAUGGUUGCAUCAUCUUUAUAUCUGCUUUAACACGCUCUCAAAUAUUAGUGACUUCUAAGCAUGCUAUGGAUACCGAAUUAGUAACGCAAGAUCCGGAAAACAAGUCUUUGAAGGAAAAACCAGUCUCGCAUGCCGGAAUGGGGGAAAGAUGGUUAGAACGACAUUUGGAAUCUGUCGGACUCAAGAAAGCUGAUCUUGCGGCAGAACUAUGGGAUGCCAAUGUCACUGCUGUCGCUGAGCUUACGGAUGAUACCUUUGAGGAACAUGUUUUGCCCACUCCGGAUGAUGAGAUAGGUCUUAAUCUACACGGUCUUAAUCUCAAUCAUCCUUUACUCUACACCUACUCUCCUGAGCAUGUGGCACACUUUGCUAAACGUUGGGGCUUUCAUCCUACACCAUGGAAGACCGUUGAAACUGUUGAAGAUGUCAAACGGGAGUGUUCAAGUAUCGAACAAAACGGUUGGCCUGGGAGAGAUGGUUUUAUAGAAGGUGUGGUUGUACGAGGAUUUUUAGCAGACGACGAUCCUGGUGAUAGUGAAAAACCAUAUCAGCAAUUGUUUUGGAAAGUCAAGUUUGAAGAACCAUAUCUUAUGUAUCGAGAAUGGCGCGAGCUUACAAGACGGAUGUUGAGUGAAUUUAAAAAACUCAAGCAAACUCAAUUAUCAGAGCUUCAGAUCACUCGUGCUGAUGAUAACCAACGGCCAACCUGCGAUACGGACGAAAUCCUUCGACUUCUCAAAAUCAAUGUCAAGAAGAUUCAAAAUCCUGAGUCUAAACUUUACGUGCACUGGAUGGUGGGAGAGCUUCUUUAUCAAGAUGAUCGGUUCGAAGAAUGGAAACUUAAUCAGGGUAUCGUGAGCACUCGUGAAAGGUUUCUAGAAUGGAGAAAGACAGUGGAUGUUCAUAGUAUUUUAGGUUUUACAAAUUCAAGAGCACUAAAAUCCAAGUCGAAUCAUUUAUCAUCAUCUUCAGAAAAGACAUUCGACAAGAUCAUGUUGGUACCUAUUGCCAUUCCAGGUUGUGGUAAAACCUCUCUUGGUGUUGCUCUCAGUUCGCUUUAUAAAUGUGAUCAUACUCAGAGUGAUGAUAUCAAAGCCAAAAAAACUGGUCCAACUUUUAUUGCCAAUCUCAAAACUUUCUUACUGGAUUUAUCAGGUCCGAAAUUGGUUUUUGCAGAUAAAAAUAAUCAUCUCAAGACACAUCGAAAAGCUUUAUCUGAAUUAGUAAACCAAUUGAGGCAAGGCGUGAAGAUGAAAGACCCAUCGGCUUCUAAGAAGCAAAAAUCUACCGAGGGGAAGCCUUCUGUCAACAUCAAAAAAGUAGAGACACGAGUGAUCGGAUUGGUUUGGAACGUACCAUCUUACACUCGUAGCGAAUUACAACACCUUACUUCAGAGCGUAUCGUCAAGCGAGGCGACAAUCAUCAACUUCAUGAACUUUCACCUGAUCAAUUUCCACUUCCAACCGAAACUUUACUCACAAAUGCUAUUGGACAGAUUGAAUCAUAUCGAACAAACGUACGAAAAGAAAUGAAACUUGAUCCAAAGCUUUAUGAACCACGUUAUUUUGCUAUUAAGAUUCCGAUCGAUCUACGUACUUUAGUCCUUGAACUUUUUUCUGAAUCUUCUGAUACUCAACCUAACUCAAAUCGAACUUUACUUGAUGAAUUUAUAACACAUAAACGAUUUAAUGUUGUACCUCAUAUUACUCUUUUACAUUCAAGUGAGUUAGCAGCUGGAGUUGGAACUGAAUCAGAACACCGAUUGAAAGAAUUAUGGAAUGAAUAUAGAACUCAAGCAAUAAGCAACAAUAUGAAAACAGAAGAUAUCGAAAUCGUUAUUGGACCUAGAAUCAUAUGGGAUUCAAAAGUUAUGGCAAUAGAAGUCAAUAAGAUCGGACCUGAAAAGAUUGUGUGUUGGAAUGAUUUACCGAUUAAAGAGGAUUGUAUACCUCAUAUUACUGUUGGAACGAUUUCAGAUGAGAUUAGACCGAUUGAAGCUGGUAAAUUAGUUAAAAAGGUUUUGGAAAACAUUUUUUCUGAUGGAAAUCAUGGGGAAGGAAUUCAUAUUUUAAAUAUACCUUUUCGAACCCUUAGAGGUUCGAUUAGAGGAUUAAAUUGA
Molecule: messenger RNA, 2863 nt
Organism: Melampsora larici-populina 98AG31
Lineage: Eukaryota; Fungi; Basidiomycota; Pucciniomycetes; Pucciniales; Melampsoraceae
Exons: 4
Coding region: 239-2863 (874 amino acids)
Biological process (GO): tRNA splicing, via endonucleolytic cleavage and ligation
Cellular component (GO): nuclear inner membrane
Molecular function (GO): ATP binding; RNA ligase (ATP) activity
Source: RefSeq, a predicted model, not a curated record